Molecule: messenger RNA, 2294 nt
Organism: Sinocyclocheilus rhinocerous
Lineage: Eukaryota; Metazoa; Chordata; Actinopteri; Cypriniformes; Cyprinidae
Gene: pde12
Product: phosphodiesterase 12
Exons: 3
Coding region: 142-1920 (592 amino acids)
Biological process (GO): nuclear-transcribed mRNA catabolic process, deadenylation-dependent decay
Cellular component (GO): mitochondrion
Molecular function (GO): 3'-5'-RNA exonuclease activity
Source: RefSeq, a predicted model, not a curated record
UAAGUUUUAGUAGGAAAAGGGAAUAGAUAACCUAUUAUCUGAUCCACACUCCGGAGCAGAAGGGGGCGGUAAUGCACCAAUAAGCUGGAUGCCAACCGCCGUUAAACUGGAAAGAAGAAGAAGAAGUCAGUCAGUCACCGGAUGUUUCUCUUCUCCGCGCUCAUGUUGAACCGACUGUCACUCUCAACUAAACUAUUUUUCAGUUACAUCCCCCCUUCUUCAAUCCUAACCCACAGAAACCUCUUCAGCGCCCGGUUUAAUACGAAUAUGGAGAGAUGUGUGGUGAGAUGUGUGCCGCGCGAGUCCAAACUGACCAUCUCGUUCAAUCUGGACGGCAGCAAUAAACAGAUGCUGAGAGAGCAGACGGAGCCGCUGGGGAAAGCCCUGGCUCGCAUAGCCAACAGCCUCAUCAAGGCACAAAACAAAGCGAAGAAAUCCAAACCGAACGAAGGAAAGAGCGAGACUCCAGAAGCGCGUGAACCAGAGAUCAGCCUGCGCGUGAACGAGACGCGCGUGCCCGAGGACACCGUGAACGCGCGCGCGUGGCAGGACGGAGCUGUGCUGCAUGUGGGGGGCUUGAAGUAUAAAGUGCAGCUGAAUCCUCCGACAUUCACUGUGUGUGAGCUCCCGACAUCUCUAAUGGCCGGAUUUCCGGUUUGUCCCAAGCUGGAGAUGGAGUUCGGAGAGCUGAGGGACUCUGAGUUCAGAUGGUUCAAGGAAAGCUCUCCUAAAGCACAUAUGAGUGGAGAGCAAGACUGCUGGAUGGAGGCUGGAUGUGAACGUGUGUUCACGCCAUCCAAUCUGGACAUCGGUUUGAGGGUGAUGUUCAAAUGCACACCUGGGAACGGAUCCAGGUUUGGGGAACCUAAGGAACUGGUAUCUUCAGGUGUAGUCGAAGCCGGUCCAGGAGCAUGCAGCUUUGAUAACAGACACAUGUUCACUCAGGAGGCCACAGAUGAGUCUUCACUGAGGGUUGUGUCUUAUAACAUCCUAGCUGACAUCUACGCUCAAACCGAGCUUUCCAAAACAGUCCUGUACCCUUAUUGUGCGCCGUACGCUUUAGAAAUGGACUACAGGCAGAAUCUGAUCAAGAAGGAGCUGUCGGGGUACAACGCGGACAUCGUUUGCCUCCAGGAGGUGGAUAAAGGCGCUUUUGUCGAUAGUUUAUCUCCUGCGUUGGAUGCGUUUGGGUUGGAAGGGGUUUUCAGGAUCAAGGAAAGGCAGCACGAAGGUCUGGCCACGUAUUUUAGGAGGUCUAAGCUGAAGUUGCUCCAGCAGUAUGAUGUGAUGCUGAGCGAGGCUCUGAUGGCAGAUGCUCUUCAUCGGGAGCUGCUGGAGAAGGUGUGCAGCAAUCCCAGCUUGAAGGAGAAGAUCGAAAGCAGGUCAACGAUGCUGCAGGUGACCGUCUUGCAGUCGUUAUGUGACCCGUCAAGGAUAUUAUGUGUGGGAAACACACACCUGUACUGGCACCCUAAAGGGGGAAACGUUCGACUGGUUCAGAUUGCAGUGGCCCUCAAACACAUGAAGCAGAUGGUGACGGAGAAGCAUCCCGGAGCCGGACUCAUAUUCUCGGGUGAUUUCAACAGCACGCCCUCCUCCGGUCUCUUCCAGCUCGUCUGUGAGGGAUCCGUCUCGGAGAAUCAUGACGACUGGGCCUCUAAUGGACCAGAAGAGCAGAUCCAGGUGGGACUGAUGAACCCGUUCCAGCUGGCCAGUGCUUGUGGGGUCCCAGCUUUCACCAACUACGUCGGAGGCUUCCAGGGGUGUCUGGACUAUAUUUUUGUGGAGCCGCAUGUGCUGCAGGUGGAGCAGGUGAUUCCUCUGCCCAGCCUUCAGGAGGUCACGACCUGCGUGGCCCUGCCGAGCGUCUCGCACCCGUCAGAUCACAUCGCGCUGGUGUGUGACCUCAAGUGGAAGUGAAACAAUCACAAACAGUUCGUAUUUCAUCAAAAGCAAUUUUAGCUUUUUAAUGAUCAGAUUUCAGCAUUGUGCUUAUAUUUAUCACAUAGCUUCAUUCUCAUUUGUGCAAAUUAAAAUGUAUGAUGAGGAUGAGUUAUUGUGUGAUAUUUAUCAAAUGCCAGAAUUGACACCUACUUGGAAAUAUUGAAUGUUGUAUUUACAAUAUGCGACUGUUUAAAUUCUUUGCAUUUAAAUUCAUUCAGCAUUUUGUGAUGUUGCUUUAACUCUGCUUUUCAAACCAGAAGAGUGAAUGGAAAUAACCAGUUUCCCCUUUAAGGAAUAGUUCAUCCAAGAUGUAGAUGAGUUUGUUUCUUCAUUAGAUUUGGAGAAAUGUA